Messenger RNA from Pristis pectinata (smalltooth sawfish), 2248 nucleotides. RefSeq names its product centromere protein H (gene cenph). Bases 25 to 852 code for a protein of 275 amino acids. Gene Ontology annotation, biological process: mitotic spindle organization; chromosome segregation; kinetochore assembly. Gene Ontology annotation, cellular component: nucleus; kinetochore. Gene Ontology annotation, molecular function: kinetochore binding. The transcript has 10 exons. The record is from RefSeq and is a predicted model, not a curated record. Lineage: Eukaryota; Metazoa; Chordata; Chondrichthyes; Rhinopristiformes; Pristidae.
CUGGCGCCCAGAAGAAUCGGCGCGAUGGAGACGGUGCCGGCGGUGGGGAUGGAUUCUGGAGAAGGAGCGGCGCGGAGUAUGGAUAUUUAUAGAACUGAAAGAUCCAUUCUUCAGGAGCUUGGCAAUUCCUGUAUGAAGCUGGGACAGUUGGCACUUGAUAAUUUCCACGUAACACCAGCUGUUGGUCAAGAAAAUGCUGCUGUAACGGACUCUAUUCUGCAUCUCAUGUGGUUAAAGGAUCAAGUAACCCAACAAACAGUGGAACUAGAGACUGGUGUGAAAGCUUCAGGUGUUGAAACCAAUACAGAGGCUGUGUCAGAAGAUAACCUGAAAGAAACAAUUCAAGUAAUUGAAAGGGAAUUAGAAGAUGCUUCAGUCUCUUUCCAGCAGAAAAACAUGGCCCUACAUAGGCUUCAGUACACACAUGCUCUACGAGAAGCAGCACAAAUGAAUGAUAAAGAAGGGAAGUUGAUAAUGGAAACAAUCAAACACUCUUUAGACCUUUGUUCUGAGAUUAUAGCAACCCAGAAGGAAGUUCACACUUUGGAAAAUGCAGUGUUUGAAGUUCAAAAGCAGAGACUAUUGUUGAAACGAAAAAUGCAAGGUGUAUUAAAGGACAUGAGAGCUGAAAAGAAGAAGCAGCAACAAUUGCUACAGCAAUUAGAGAAUGAACUUCCAAGGCGUGGAGAAAAGAACUUGCAAGAACACUUUAAAAUGGUGACAUUAAUUCAGAAGGUUUUGCAGGGUGUUAUUCUUGCCAGUGGAGUGAACUGGGCCAAUGAUCCUGAAUUGAAAGAAAUAGUUUUGCAGCUGGAGAAUAAUCCACUUGAAGAAACAGAUUCAAUCCACUGAUGUUCUGCUAUCGCCUUUGAUGGUGAAGGGCAAAUUGAAGUCCAACGUAAUUUGUAAAGUAAUACUUUACAUUAAGUACCUUUCCUAUCCCUUCACUGCCUGGUUUCCACCAGAAUAUAAAGCAUUGCAUUUUUGAUCUCCUCCUGGUGUAAUGGGCCAGACCUUGCUGACCUGGUCUCCCUGCUACCUGCAGUACCCACCUAUUCCCAGGCCCUUCCCUAUGCCCACAUGUGGCUGAUCUGGAUGAGCUAGGCCAGUGUCUCUGACUCUAUCUCAGAGUCCAGUGAGGACCGAGCCCUAAGUGGACACAGUGAUAAGGCUCUACCCCUAAGUGUUCCUGACAGUUGAUAAAGCUGGGGUUUGGACUUGAUUAAAACACUGUAAAUUUAAUAAUUUUUAAUGUAUCUGGCAUUGAGCUAUUGAAAUUGAAUAAAUGCAUUAAAAAUUCUUAAAUUUAAAACAUCAUUAUCUAAAAACAUAAAUAACAAAAUAUGUCUAAUUAUUUACAGGUAACUUGCCUUCCCCACUUUUUGUCCUGUGGUCCCCAUUUGAAAUUAAUGGGGUGUGAGAUUCUGUGCCAGAUCAGAACCAGACCCAAGAGGCUUUCUUUUCCACGGCUCCCAUUUCUGCUCAGCCCCUUCCCCAUCUCCCAGAUGUAAUUCUGAUAUCCCAGCAAGACUGGACAGCACCCCUUUUUUUCCCCGGCAGCAGGGAAAACUGAUACCUUUGGGCUUUCCAAAAUCUGUCACUAAAUUUUUGACUCUUUUUGUUUGAUGCAGCAUGCAAGGUAGACUGGGUUUUCAGUUUCAUUGGCUGAAUUCUGGGAGUGCAGUAGUCAGCAAAAUCUGGUCCUGAUGUGCAAAGUGAUUUCCAAUUUGUUUUCAACAGUCUUUAUGUAGAGUUAUCUUUCAGGUGAGUUUUUGGUGAUAGUUUAAAUUGUGAUGAAAUGUAAAUUGUGAUGAAAUGUGAAUUGUAUCUUGGCUUUCUUGUCAGUGGUGAAUAUAAAUUGGGAGGCAAUUAGAAUUUACUGGAAAAAAUCCGCUGUGCAAAAUUAACUAAGUUUUUUGAUUGAAUAUUUUGUUGAUAUUGUAGUGUAAUUAUUUAUUUCCAUUUAAUCCAGUCUAUAUAUGUUCUUGCAAAUAUUUUUCUCCUUCCCCAUUAAUAUUUAGUGUCCUUGUAAAUAUAAAUACUAAUAUUUAAGAACUUGUCCCAUUAUAAUGGGUUAAACCAUUUCAAAAUGUAAAUCUGAAGUACAAAUGACAAUACUGUAUGUUUUAUUUUGUCCUUCAGUAUAAAACCUGGAGUCACAUGAAAGUUGGAUAUAUUCAUGCAGAAAUGCCAUUUUAUAUAAAAAGUGGCAAAGAUGUGGCGAUGGUUAUAAAAAUCAAUAAAUGAA